AUGUUCAAGUACCGGAUCCGCAUGUUUUUCAAUGAACUGAAGGUCCUGGUGUUUAUGCGAUCCGACUCGAGACAGGCGGACCCAGAGAGACGCUCCACCAGCACCAGCACCAUGCGCGGGCUGGGGAUGGGCGGCUGCGGCUGGCCCCCGUUCGUCGACUGCCAUUCCCGGGACGACGAGGAGGAGUACUACGGCAGCGACCCGCGGCCCCGGAGCCUGGCGUUCGAGGACAAGGAGCCCAAGCUGCAAGUGGACGCGGUGUCUCUGGCCAGCACGACCAGCAGCCAGCGGACCCCCCAGUGCCGGAUCUGCUUCCAGGGCCCAGAGCAGGGGGAGCUGCUGAGCCCCUGCCGCUGUGACGGCUCGGUGCGCUGCACCCACCAGCCCUGCCUCAUCCGCUGGAUCAGCGAGCGGGGCUCCUGGAGCUGUGAGCUGUGCUACUUCAAGUACCAGGUCCUGGCCAUCAGCACCAAGAACCCUCUGCAGUGGCAGGCCAUUUCUCUGACCGUGAUCGAGAAGGUGCAGAUAGCCGCCAUCAUCCUGGGUUCCCUGUUCCUCAUCGCCAGCAUCUCCUGGCUCAUCUGGUCCUCCCUCAGCCCCUCGGCCAAGUGGCAGCGCCAGGACCUGCUCUUCCAGAUCUGCUACGGCAUGUACGGCUUCAUGGACAUCGUCUGCAUAGGCCUCAUCAUCCACGAGGGAUCCUCGGUGUAUCGGAUCUUCAAACGAUGGCAGGCUGUUAAUCAGCAGUGGAAAGUUCUGAACUAUGAGAAAUCCAAGGACUUGGGCGACCCGCUGAGCUCCAGCAAGUCGGCGAACCGCGGCUCUCGGGGGAACCCUCACGGCCUGGCCAGCAGCAGCGGCGGGCGACAGAGCAGGAGGCUAAGAACUAUUCUGAACCACCACUGUGGCUACACCAUCCUGCACAUCCUGAGCCAGCUGAGGCCCCACGACCCGCGGAUCAGCGCCGCCGCCAGCCGGGAGGUGGUGAUGAGGGUCACCACGGUGUGA
Pleuronectes platessa (European plaice) is the source of this 1008-nucleotide messenger RNA. It is a transcript of the gene marchf9, whose product is annotated as membrane-associated ring finger (C3HC4) 9. The record is from RefSeq and is a predicted model, not a curated record. Gene Ontology annotation, biological process: protein ubiquitination. The transcript is spliced from 4 exons. Gene Ontology annotation, molecular function: zinc ion binding; ubiquitin-protein transferase activity. The coding region runs from base 1 to 1008 and encodes 335 amino acids. NCBI's taxonomy places the organism in Eukaryota, Metazoa, Chordata, Actinopteri, Pleuronectiformes, Pleuronectidae.